This is a messenger RNA of Durio zibethinus, 720 nucleotides long. NCBI's taxonomy places the organism in Eukaryota, Viridiplantae, Streptophyta, Magnoliopsida, Malvales, Malvaceae. The record is from RefSeq and is a predicted model, not a curated record.
UUUGGGGCCAUAGGCCUCUACUGUGGGUCAGCAAUCGGGCGACAGGCGCACGCAUCACUUCUAGCCCAGAUUCUGGCUUAGAGGUGUUCAGUCAUAAUCCAGUGCAUGGUAGCUUCGCGCCACUAGCUUUUCAACCAAGCGUGAUGACCAAUAGUGCGAAUUAACGGUUCCUCUCGUACUAUGUUGAAUUACUAUCGUGAUGCCGCCAUCAGUAGGGUAAAACUAACAUGUCUCACGAUGGUCUAAACCCAACUCAUGUUCCCUAUUGGUGGGUGAACAAUCCAACACUUGGUGAAUUCUGUUUCAUAAUGAUAGGAAAAGCCAACAUCGAAGGAUUAAAAAGCAAUAUCGCUAUGAAUGCUUGGCUGCCACAAGCCAGUUAUCCCUGUGGUAACUUUUCUGACACCUCUAGCUUUAAAUCCCGAAGGUCUAAAAGAUCGAUAGGCCAUGCUUUCACGAUUCGUAUUCGUGCUGGAAAUCAAAAUCAAACGAGCUUUUACCCUUUUAUUCCACACAAGAUUUCUGUUUUCGUUGAGCUCAUCUUAGGACACAUGCGUUAUCUUUUAACAGAUGUGCCACCCCAACCAAACUCCCCACCUGACAAUGUCUUUCACUGGAUCGACCGACUGAGGCUAGCCUUGGGUCCAAAAGAAGGGGUCGUGCCCCGCCUCUAAUUCACGGAAUAAGUAAAAUAACGUUAAAAGUAGUGGUAUUUUAAUU